UAAUAUGAAAUUAUACAUAAAAAUUGUUCGGUAAAACUGAUCAGUUUUAAGUUAAACAUUGAUUAUAAUGUUUACUAUACUUGCUAACACUAUAUUGAUAGGUGUUGCAGGAUAUGGAAUCUACCACUUAAAGGCAGCAGAAGUACCAUUCGCUUAUUCAGCGUGUGCAUAUGGACUAUGCCAUGGAAUAAUUGAUCUUGUGUCGUAUCUAAAACAGGAAUGCAAUUUUUGCCAAAAGAUUAAGGAGAUGUCUGGCAGUAUUAUGCGUUUAAUGCCAAUAUCAAUGGUAAACAUAGAAUUCUAUUUGAAAUCUGAAGAGAGCAAAUCUUUAGCAUUCUGCCAUGCAUUUUUCGUAGUUCCAUUGAUUUUCGAAGUUUUGGUCUCUUUCUUCGCUGAGGAUGAGAGGGAGAUAAGCUCAGCAGAUACCUUGAAGGACUUAACAAUUUUGGGUAACAUUAUAUCUCUUAUAUUUUUAUCAUUGAACGAAAGGAAUGUUUUGUAUGGCGUGAUUGCAAUGAUUGAAAUUGUAACGAACUAUAGCUACAUACUGACGGAGAGAUUUUAUGAUGAUGCUGAUGAUGACCAAUCCACGUUAGGUCAUAUUUUAUUUUACUAUUUUGUAAUUAAAGCACUUUUGUAAUUCAGGAAGCAAUAUUAGCGAUUUGAUGUCUUUGUCCACUUAUAUUUGAUAUUAAAGU
Molecule: messenger RNA, 698 nt
Organism: Teleopsis dalmanni
Lineage: Eukaryota; Metazoa; Arthropoda; Insecta; Diptera; Diopsidae
Exons: 1
Coding region: 68-640 (190 amino acids)
Source: RefSeq, a predicted model, not a curated record